AUUACUUUGUAUUUUUAUUUUCUCUACUCCCGCAACUUCGAUUUGUUAAAAUAUUUAAAUAUGUUAUCGUCUAUUGUAAAAGAUCACCAAAACAAGCAAGCUAUUAGAAAAGAAAAGCAAGAACAAAAACGUAAAGAAGCUAUACAAUCUGCGAAUAAUUUAACUCAAGCUUUAGUAGAUCAUUUAAACGUUGGGGUAGCACAGGCUUAUUUGAAUCAAAAGAAACUUGAUGCAGAAGCUAAGCAAUUACAAACUAGCGCAACAAAUUUUGCAAAACAAACGCAAUCUUGGCUCCAUUUGGUCGAGUCAUUUUCUGGGGCUUUAAAAGAAAUUGGUGAUGUUGAAAACUGGGCAAGAAGUAUAGAAGGUGAUAUGAGAACAAUUGCCACUGCUUUAGAAUAUUCCUAUAAAGCAACACAAGAAACAGCAUCUUCUUCCACUGCAUGAAUUUUUUUUUAUUUAAAAAUUUUUCUUUUACAAGUAUAUCAA
Ceratosolen solmsi marchali is the source of this 489-nucleotide messenger RNA. It is a transcript of the gene Blos1, whose product is annotated as biogenesis of lysosome-related organelles complex 1 subunit 1. NCBI's taxonomy places the organism in Eukaryota, Metazoa, Arthropoda, Insecta, Hymenoptera, Agaonidae. The transcript has 4 exons. The record is from RefSeq and is a predicted model, not a curated record. The coding region runs from base 61 to 447 and encodes 128 amino acids. Gene Ontology annotation, biological process: endosomal transport. Gene Ontology annotation, cellular component: BLOC-1 complex.